Molecule: messenger RNA, 2102 nt
Organism: Cicer arietinum (chickpea)
Lineage: Eukaryota; Viridiplantae; Streptophyta; Magnoliopsida; Fabales; Fabaceae
Source: RefSeq, a predicted model, not a curated record
AUGACCGCAAUAUUACAAUUUUUGAAGUCUCCACAAUGACAUUGUAACUGCAAUUUAAACCACAUAAGUCGUUUUUUCUCGUAGUGUAAAGAUUUGCAGUGUAACCGUAAUUGUGAUUGCAACUACAAUUUAGAACUAUGUUCAAAGGUUUAGGGCGUGCAAAGAAAUACUUUGGGAGAAUUUUGUACUAGUGUUUGGUGUAUUUUUCCUAGCGUGGGAUGAGUGGAACUCUCUUUACUAUAUGAGAUUAUUAGAAAGGUACAUUCUUGUAUUUGAAUGGUAUAUGAGAUCAAAUUUCACUAGUUGGAUAAGUUGUAUUUUGAAAGAAAAAAAAAAAGAUGAAGGUAACGAAAAGGGGUAUCUCCAUAAGUGGUAAAAGGAAAUCUCAAAGAAUAUGGAUAUAAAAAUUUAGUUUCAUGUGUAGGACAUAAAAUCAAAUGAAUUUUAAAGAGAAGACUUUGGUCUAUCACUUGAAUAAAGAGGGUUUAAAGUUUCGUUGGACAACAAGAUCUCUAAUUCAUUGAGCAUUGGAUAUCAAUAGAUUGAAGAGGUUUCUUCAGUUUAUAGAAAGUUAAUAAGAUACAUUGUAGCUCAAUGGGUAGCGAAGUUAAAGAAUCUUUGUGCUUAACCUAGAUAAAGGUUUGAGGCAAGGUGAGAACGAAAUGAUUGAAUCUUCACCUAGAUCUGCUCAGGUUCAUGCCCUUUUCUUCAUUAAAUAUUUGUUUGAUUUAGAGAAUCAUCUUCUUAAGAAGAUUCAAUCAUUUGGUCCUCACUUUCCUCAAUAUGAAUGAUGGGAAGUUGUUGAAGUUCAAAAGGGCCAUCAUCCCCUUGUGAUGGCAUUGUAUUUCUUUAUCUUAGUCUAUAACCAAUACGGCAACUCGCAGAAACAGUGGAGUUGAAUUGAGAAUCUUCGACAAACUUUGGAUGAUCUUACACAUAAUGGUUAUUCUGUGUGCAUUGUGGAGGAAAUUCGGGCCCAGCUCAAGCUCGAUCCAGGAAACGCCGUUUUGUAUCUGGGCAUGCUCAUCCAGGAAAUCCCUAUGUAUAUGGACUUGUUGGGGUUGAUCACGAUCUUGACUUUCCCGAACCUAUGCCUGUUGUAGGAUGGGAAGCCGCCGGACAAAAACUGUGAGAUGAAGAUAGUUGGUUUAUUACCAUAUUGGAUCAACAUGGCAGAAGGAGGUGCUGUGCAUAAUACUAUUGAUAUGCAAUCAUUGUUUCUAUUGACAGGAGCAAAUGGUGGUGGUAAAUCAAGUUUGCUUCGGUCAAUUUGUGCUGCUGCACUACUUGGGAUAUGUGGACUUACGGUUCGUGCUGAAUCAGCUCUGAUUCCAUAUUUUGACUCCAUCAUGCUUCAUACGAAGUCAUAUGAUAGUCCAGCUGAUCACAAAAGUUCAUUUCAGGUGGAGAUGUCUGAACUUCGAUCCAUCAUUACUAGAACCACCCAAAGGAGCCUUGUGCUUGUUGAUGAAAUAUGUCGAGGAACAGAAGCUGCAAAAGGGACUUGUAUUGCAGGCAGCAUCAUUGAAACUCUUGAUAGUAUUGGCUGUCUAGCUUCGAUCUGGAGCCUUGAUUCUGCCCAAAACAAUUUGGUGAAUAAUUAUGAACUUUUGCAGAAGUAAGGAGAUCAAUGCUGAAAUUUUGCAGAAUCGGAGAUUGAUAAUCAAUCUGGAGACUGGUUUGAUCAUUCUGGAGAAAGAUGUUUGCUGCUGAAGAUCAAGUGUAACAAGCUGGAAAAUAUUUAUCAAUCUGGAGACUGAUAUUACACUACUGUCCAGAUUGAUCAGAAUGUUGUCAAGAAUGUUCAUAUAUGUCUGGUUUUGCUAAUUUGCUAUAUGUUUGGUUUUGCUAAUGUUGUCAAGAAUGUUCAUAUUUAUCAAUCUGGUUUUGCUACUUGUUCCUUCCCAAGUAAUGAUAACAUUAGCAUGAAAUUCAGAGGCAGAAUCUUAUUUGAACUAAUGGAGAUUGAUUGCUUUUGGACCUGUGAUGAUCAUUCUGAAACUGGAGAACAUUCUUCGUUUUCCAUAUUUUGUUAAGAAUGUUCUCAAUUCUUGUCUGUUCAGUUUCUUGCCUUUUAUGUUUAUUUCUUUGUUUUGUUUAAA